AUGAUCAAAGACACCAACGAUACGGCAAUGAGGGACUUGCGAUCAUCCCGGGCAAGUAGGGAAUUUGACCAGAGAUUCGAUGGACCGUCGGGGCGACCCAGCUUGAGCUUUUGGAGACGCUCAGUCCCACAGGAGCCAUCCGGUGCAACGUCGCUGCUCCAUUCCCCAGAUGAAGGAGAUGUCUCUCACGCCCCAGUGCACGGUAGAGGAAUAUCUACUUUAUCUCCUGCUAGCGCACGUCUGCAAGGUGACUACGAGGAUAUAUGGUCAUCGCCGUCGACUUUGACGAGGAACCGAGAAUAUCUUCCGCUGCCGCCGUCGCUGAACUAUUCGCUACGCGAUCGGACCAGGUCUAUUAUCAUCUUCACCAUCCUGCUCGUUUUGGACAGCGCGCUGCUGCCGGUUGGCCUCUACUACGGUCUGUGGUAUGGAUUCGGGCCAGGCAACCCCGACUAUCACCCAUUAAGCGCCAAUACUGUGUUCAGUAUAGUCACUGCAUUCAUUGGGGGAACAAGUAUCCUCGAGUUGGUGCUUCGGUGUUGGAGAUUGUGGAAGAAAGACAGCGAUUGCAGGGUGAUUGGAGCCACAAGAUGGACGUUUGACUGGUUCCAUUGGUGGUUCACCUUUUCUUGGAUAGCUAUUGCGGUCGAGCUUGCUGUUGCCUCGUCUCCCGAACGUCCUUUGAGACGACUGCUUGCCAUGCCUCUGGCGACGGUUCUAUACAUCUUCGGUACUGUUCUCCUCACUAUAGACGCGCUUCACUAUUUCGCUAUCCCAGCCCCUGUCCGUAUCUCGUCGAUCCCAAAGGGUUCACAGCUGCGACCAGGAAUAUAUCCCCUGAUCGAAGAUGUCUGCGCCGUGAAUGGCGGAGGGAAGACAGAGUUUCGUGUGGCCCUUGACCGGCGGUACGCUGCGAGCCAUAUUUUUAGAGCUAUGCUACGACGGCUUGGAUUCUUCUGGGCUGUUGGUGCUGAGGCCUGUGCAGGUGUGACAACUGCUCUCGUGUACGGGCUGGACGAUCCCGAUGUCGCUUAUACCAUUGGCUGGUGCCUGCCUUUUGUAUGGGCUGGCUUCUGGGCUUGGGCUACUAUUGUUUACGUGCAAAGACAGCUGAAGAAAGAGAGGAGCCACUGGAUCAGGGAGUUGAGGAGUAUGGUGUAA
Neoarthrinium moseri is the source of this 1161-nucleotide messenger RNA. RefSeq lists its product as uncharacterized. The transcript is spliced from 3 exons. NCBI's taxonomy places the organism in Eukaryota, Fungi, Ascomycota, Sordariomycetes, Amphisphaeriales, Apiosporaceae. The record is from RefSeq and is a predicted model, not a curated record. Bases 1 to 1161 code for a protein of 386 amino acids.